AUGGCAGAAACAUUUUUCGAUCCUGAGAAAUUUUAUGAGGAUGUGCCUGAGGAUGGAAAUAUUCCUUUAACAUCAUUUCUUGAAAAAACUAGGCAGAUCAUCGCUGUUUUAGAUUCCUUUGGAAUAGUUUUUUCACCAGUGAAGAGUGAUAUGCAAAACAACAUUGAUAAAAUCACUAAAGCUAUGAAGAAACCAGAUGGAGGAGAAUACCACACUCUUAAAGAGCUUAUAGAAGCUGAAGAACAGCAAGGUGUUAGUAAGGGUAAAAACUCAGGCACUGUAGCUGCUGUUUGGUUGGGAAGGGGCUUGAAAUUCAUGUACCUGUUUUUUGAACAACUUGUCUCGGAUAAAAGCAAUACAGAGAGCAACACAGAGUUUGUCCAGACUGCUUAUAAAGGGUCUUUGCAACCCUAUCACAAUUUCAUGUCAAAAUCAAUAUUCACAGUGGCAUGUCGUGGAGUACCUAAAAGGAGUGCACUUUGCAAACAGUUAAUGAAAAAUCCAGAGGGCAAGACAGCCGAUGAAAUCAAUAGAACGGUGAUAGAUGGCAUGAGAGAAUAUCUGAAGAACUUGAAGGCAACAACUGAUGUGUGGAACGGUCAGUGUAUGGAAUUGACAAAGGACAAGUACAACAGUCUAUAGCCUUUAUCUAUAGACAUCAGGGUUGCUGCGGCCUUACGUGAAUUUGUAGGAGGGGAUGGCCAUUUAAAAGCAACUGUUCUUGCUAUGGAGAAGAUUUUUGAAAAGGCAGGAUGUCUACAUAUUUAGGCAGAGAAUGGAGCUUUAUCUUACACUGAGCAGCUGCUCUUUCUGUUAUUACUUCAAUCAGCUGGGUAUUAACAUUACACAAAUGUUUGUAACAUUUCACAGAUGCUUGGAAUUUACACAAGUGUUUAUACCUCUAUGUCCAUGGUAAUGCAUUAUCUGGAAUUCUGGCAUUUUUCUAUGAUUUGUUGCUUACUUGUAGAUGUACAGUAACACUGAAAUCUAUUUACGCAACGAUAAACAUCGUAACAUUGAAGUCUGACCUCAUUUUAUGUUAUGAUAAACAUCGUAACAUUGCAGUCUGACAUCAUUUUAUGUUAUGAUAAACAUCGUAACAUUGAAGUCUGACAUCGUUUUAUGUUAUGAUAAACAUCGUAACAUUGAAGUCUGACAUCGUUUUAUGUUAUGAUAAACAUCGUAACAUUGAAGUCCAACAUGUGUUUAUUUGAUGAUAAACAACAAUAUUUGUAUGAUGUAUGUUAAACUGAAAUGAUGUUAGGCUUAUCACUGUUAGUUGAUAUUUUUGUAUAUUUAGUCUGAAGGUUUGAAUUAUACACCACUGUGGAACUUAUAUACUUGUAGUGAUAGAAUAGUCAGGGUGUUAAGGUAAUUCUGCUUGCUUGCUUGCUUAUUUAUUUCCUAAUGCUCAAACUCAGUGGAAUAUGGAGUUUUGUACAGCAAUCAUUGACGAAUAGUUCUGUAUAAUCUCUGACGGUGUCAUUUUACAAAGAGACAAACUCUGUAGUCCAUAUCCUAUCUAUAUAUCUAUAUGUUUUAUGGUUAGAAGAAUAUAUCAGUAGGAUUAUUCUGUUCUCUUAUCGGGAAUUGAACCUCUCCUAAACAUAUUGAUGAUGACAACUAUUCUCAUUAACCUUUUCUAUAUAAUUCAGUUGGUGUCAGUUCACCAACACGUCAUACAAUGUAACAUCUGUCAACUAAUUCAGGAACAUGUUGCAGUUUUAGAUGAUCAAAUCUGCCAAUCGGCAAAGUGAAACUAAGUGUCUUUCUCAUGAUGUCACAUGAUUGGUCCACAAGCUGUACACAUGAUUGGUCCACUCACUGUACACAUGAUUGGUCCACACACUGGUCACAUGAUAUGUCCACACACUACACAUGAUUGGUCCACUCACUGUACACAUGAUUGGUUGACACACUGGUCACAUGAUUGGUCGACACACUGUACACAUGAUUGGUCCACUCACUGUACACAUGAUUGGUAGACACACUGUGCCCAUGAUUGGUCCACACACUAUACAUGAUGGGCCCACACACUGUACACAUGAUUGGUGGACACACUGGUCACAUGAUGGGCCCACACA
Molecule: messenger RNA, 2084 nt
Organism: Ylistrum balloti
Lineage: Eukaryota; Metazoa; Mollusca; Bivalvia; Pectinida; Pectinidae
Exons: 7
Coding region: 1-642 (213 amino acids)
Biological process (GO): intermembrane lipid transfer; ceramide transport
Cellular component (GO): cytoplasm; cytosol; membrane
Molecular function (GO): ceramide 1-phosphate transfer activity; ceramide 1-phosphate binding
Source: RefSeq, a predicted model, not a curated record